AUGAGUGCGCGCUCGAGCUCCACGGGCUCCCCGCGGCAACUCACCGUGAACCAGAUGAACCAGCUGUCGAUCCGCAGCCUCGAGGACCUGAACCAGCUCUCGCAGGCCACGCGCGAGUUCGGCGAAGUCUAUUCCGGCAACGGCAGCGACAGCGACGCGACGGCGCGCCGCAGUCCCAAGUUCCUCCAGCAGCUGUUUGAUCCGCUGGAGACGAGACGCGACGCGGCCUGUCUCUUCCGCGUCCGGAUCUCGGGCAUCCAGUGCCGGAACCUCCAGGGCGGGCGCUUUAGCGGCAAGAACGACCCCUACGUGGAAUUCCACUGGGACAGGGACGCCAGCGACUGUGCCAAGUCGAAUAAUCACGCUACGAACGUGAAUAAUCACACUACGAAGCUUAAUAAUCACACUAGCAAUCAGCACGGACUGGAGGACGGAGUAGCGACAGGGAUCCCGCCGUUCGCGACGCCUGUGAUCAAAGCGGACUUGAACCCGAACUACAAGGGCGUGCUCAUUACGUUCGAGUACAAGGCGACGCUAAAGGCGCUAGCGACCAAGUACUUAUCGGUCAAGGUGUUUGCCAGCAAACUGUUCCAAGCGAACCAGUUGAUUGGGCAGACGAAAGUGGACUUGUGGAGCAUUGCCACCGGCCCGGUUCAUCACGACCAUCACUUGGAAGGCUGUGAAAAUGGCCGCGUCGUGUUUAAUUGCUACAUGGAACAAUGCAGUGAGUGGGACAUUUCCGUGAGUGACGUGGGCGUGAUGAUGCCGGCGAUUGCCAAUGAAUUGGACCGACCGGAAGGACACGAUUUUCAAGAAGAUGCGUCGCUCCCGCUCAAGAAAUUCGGGGUCAGUUACAAGUGCACCAUUGGCAUUAAUGAGAAGUUUUAUAUGGGCAAUACGCUCAAGCAUGCCGUCAAGCGCGAGAUCGGCGAGAUUGACGAAGUCAGUUUUCAGGCUUUGGCCCGGUUAGCAGUGUUGUCGUCUCGAGUGUCGAGACCGAACACGCAGUCAAAGAACGAAGCUGGAGCUGAUGAUGAAGUUGCGGCCGACUUGCUCGUGGCUCAAGACCCGAUAGGUGUGGGAUGGACGUCAUCAUCGGACUACCUCCCUCCUAUCAAGCGGUACAGUACUUUUGACGAACUCAUGUCUGCAACUUUGACGCUGGAGGUUCGCCAACUAUUGGUCGGUCGAGGUCAAAUGUCUAAUGAUCCUGAUGAAGAGUUUUUGGGUCUACUGGACAAGUACAAGAACGAUACGUUGGCAACAUCCAGCACGGAUAUUGAGUUUGAUGAAGAGAUUAAAAACACGAUCUUGUUCGGGCAAACGUGGCUUUCGUUGGAAAAGAUCUUUGAAGAUGCCUUUCAAGAGCGGAUUAAGAAAAAGUAUGAUGCUGAUUCAGGUGAAGAGACAAAUGGCUUGGGGUAUUCCGAUGCGUUCGUGACGAGCAAGUUUGAACACAGCCUCACCCUAAAGGGACACCAAGUUGGAGUGAUAUAUGGUACGAUCUUGUUCAAGCGCAUUCCCGAUGUGCGGCAACUUCGAUGCGGCGUCAACAGCGAGAACGGCAUUUCUUCUUCAAGCGCGGUGAUUGUUGGAGCAGCAGCUGGAGGAUCGAAGAAGAAUUUGCGCAAAUCCAAGGUAGUAAUCCCGAUCGAAGCCCAGCUUGUGUUGGAGAAAAUGCAAGACCUGGUGGAGCUGAUGUCCAAUCGGCAAAAAGACGACAAGGAAGCCAAGGUGCGAAAGGCGACAAAAAUGCUGAAGAUGCUACAAAUUUCUCACAAAGAGUCCAUGCUGUCGUGGGUGUAUGUGUCUACCAAAGCGCUGGAAGAGACGAAAAAUAUCCUAUUGCGGCUGUGGCAGUUUUUGCUGGAAAACAUUCGCGUUCGUCACUAUACGCUCAGGAAUGUGUUCUAUGAACUACUUUUCUAUUUGGUAAAACGCGCAGAGCUGAGUGACUUGCCGUUGUUGGGCUUUGACACGACUGUGGUGACUACGUUGUUGGGGAUCAAACAUACGCAUAAAGUCUCGAAGAAAGAUUUGGCAUUUGCCUUGAAGUUGCGGGCGAUGCUUGUAGAAACCAAGUUCUGCGUCCUUCAGACCGUAUCCGUCCGUGGUGUCAUGAACAACAAUCUGAUGUUUUUCGUAGCGAGAAUGUUAUCGGUUCUGUGUUUCCGGCUUCCGAGUUUUGGUGUGGAAGUGUACCAGUUGUGGUCAGAAUCAUACAAUGAACCAGUUCCUGAACUUGCUGCUGAAUUUCGAAUGAACGCCGUUGCUGAUUUGUUUGCAAUGGAUGGUCUGGAAGCUCACUUGGAUUGGCGGCGAUUCCACAAAGCCGUUUUUGACGAGUACGGAGAGAAGGUGCUUCGGCAUCAAGAAGAAGAAGCUGAGGACAAGUACGAGGUGACUUCCGAAGCUUGGAAGUCGCGCUUUCGUCGGCUCAACGGAGAGGCAAACACUUUGAAUAUCCUGUUGGUGGAUCAGUGGUUGUGGUAUGUUCUGGACACCUUGGCAGUUCUUAACCGAAAGAUUGGUUGGGUCCACUUGCCUGGGUACACUCAAGUGCUGAUGGUAUUCUUCUUGGAGUUGAAGACGCAGAAAUCGGGCUGGCUUCCACCUACACUGUACAAGUUAUCGUGCACAAUGCUGUCAAACUCGAGCUUGAUCAACCCCAUGACCAAGUUUCUGCUGAGUAGUACCAGCGUGCAUGAUGUUACGGCGGUCAUUGGCACCGUGGAACUUCUUGGAGUGUGGAUGUAUAUGAUCCGAAGCUGGCGCGUUCGUUUGAGUUCGUAUUGCCUGUCGCAUUUAGAAAAUAAUGAUCGCUGGAAUUUUCACCAGGACGACCAAUACUCGAUUCCAGCCGGCGAUGAGGUGUCAUUGCUUCCGCCGUCGUUUGAUUUUCGUUUCCUUUGUGCAGCGUUGCGCAUUUUGCUGGACUCGGAACACACCCAGGUUGUAUUGACAACUCUGGAACUCCUUUAUAACUGUUGGGAUUGCUUUCCAGAGCGACAUGCAGACAAGCUUCGCAUUGAGCUGGUUCGGUCUUUCAUUCGACUAUUCCUACACUGGCACCGUGAAGUGCGAAGUUUCUUCCACACGCUGAUUGCUUUUCGAGCUAUGAAGCCGCACGGGUGGACUCAGAAAGGGGCAUCAUUUGUGGACACACCGCCGCACAGCCGUCGACAAAUUGACGCUGUUGCUGCCGAUUUCAAUUUAUCUCUCGGUACUGAAGAACCAAGUGAUGCUAUGCGCCGCUCGCGUUCUUACAGUGCCAACAAUCUAGCAGAUUCGGGACACAAGCGGCUUAGCGCAUCGUCACCGCGCUCAUCUCCGCGGUCAGGGUCGACUUUGUCUAUCACAAUAUCAUCACCGAACAGCCGCGGGUUCGGCAGUGGUCACAGUACCCCUACUUCGGACUACAAGAGUGGGGACAGUUUUCAUUUGGAUCGGCCGAAGGCUCGCAGUAUAUCAGAAGACGGUCUUAACCAGUCGGAGUCACUACAGCCCAAAAUGGAUUCAAACAUACAGCUGAAGCUCAAUCGAUUGCUCGAGUCGGUUUACGCUGCUGCCAAAACAUACAUCGAACGUCAGAGCGAAAACGGAAAUCUCUUGCGGAAGCAGACGAUGCAGGCCACGUGGAAGAAGAAGGGCAUGCUGCUCAAGCAAGGGUUUAUCUACAAGAACACUUGGGAGAGCAAGCAUUUUUCGCUUCAGAACAACAAGUUAGGUUACGCCGACACGGAACAUAGCCCAGUCAAGCGCGAGAUGAACGUUAUCGGUAGCGUGGUCUCUGAAGUGUCGAACCAGCUGGACCACUCUCAGGGAACGCGUGCUGUGCUCUUUAACUGCUUUUCCGUCGAUAGCGGUUACCAGAAGUUUGUUCUGUGUGCUCCAUCAUAUGAGGAGCAGCGUGAGUGGAUGGAAGUGUUGACACAAAAUGCAACUGCAGAGACUGCUGUGCGCAAAGAUAACGAAACACUGUCGCAGGUGGAUCUUGCCGAAGUUUCCGACCAGUUGGAGUCGCUUGCAGGAAAGCACACGGCUGCAGAUGAUGUACCAGAGUCUUUGUUGCCGUAUUCGGUCCUCGCCGUCAAAGAGUGGCUGAACUUCCGAGUAUCGGCGCUGGAGAUUGAGAGCAAACUUGCUGCUGGUCAGCCGUUCCAGAUGCCAGUGCUGCUAUCUAAGUCAUCAUUGUAUGCGGAUGAUGAUUGA
This is a messenger RNA of Peronospora matthiolae, 4212 nucleotides long. Lineage: Eukaryota; Oomycota; Peronosporomycetes; Peronosporales; Peronosporaceae. The record is from the annotation of a GenBank genome assembly.